Messenger RNA from Ilex paraguariensis (yerba mate), 1232 nucleotides. Lineage: Eukaryota; Viridiplantae; Streptophyta; Magnoliopsida; Aquifoliales; Aquifoliaceae. The record is from the annotation of a GenBank genome assembly.
AUCUAUACCUCUUCUGUCCAAGUAGCUCGUCUCCAUUAACACUUGUAACCGACUCACCCCACGCCGCUCAACCACCUCUCCUCCUCCUGCAAAACUUUUCAUUUCUUCUCCUAAAACCCACUCUGAUUUCGAAACUCUAAUUCGAGUACUCUUUGUUUAUGUGAGAGAAAAUGUCCGAAGGUCUGGACAUGUCUCUCGAUGAUAUCAUCAGGAAAAACAAGGAAUCUGGAAGAUUCGAAGGUAGAAGCAGGGGCAGAGGUCGCGGCCGUGGUUUUGGUUCCGGACCUGGUCCAGUUCGUCAGUUCUCCAAUCGCGCUCCGACCAGAACGACGCUGUAUUUGGCUCCACAGCCUCCGCCGGCAGUUCAAGUGCAAGAGAUAUUGAUGAGUGGAGGGACGAUCUCUGAGACUGGGACAAAGUUAUAUAUCUCUAACUUGGAUUAUGGGGUUUCUAAUGAGGAUAUUAAGGUGCUGUUCUCUCUGGUUGGUGACCUGAAACGGUAUUCCAUCCAUUAUGAUAGGAGUGGAAGAUCCAAGGGAACCGCGGAAGUUGUUUUUGCUCGUCAGUCAGAUGCUUUAGAUGCUAUCAAGAGAUACAAUAAUGUGCAGCUCGAUGGACAACCAAUGCAAAUUGAGUUGGUAGGAUUGAAUCUUGUUACACCUGCUGCUAUGCCUCCUAACACUAUUGGCAUUUUAGGAAACCCAAGUGGCGAGUUUAGAAGUCGACGAGUUGCAGGUGGGGGUUGGGAUCGUGGUGGUGGUCGUCGUGGAUUUGGGAGGGGUCGUGGACAAGGGAGAGGCCAUGGAGAGAAGACAUCAGCUGCAGUUCUUGAUGCUGAUCUGGAGAAGUAUCAUUUAGAAGCUAUGCAAAGUCACUAACUCUCGCUAUUUUUUAUAGUUUCCCCCGUGUUUCCCCCGACAUUAGCGUGCUUGGUACAAAAUCCUAUUUUGUUCUAGAUAGAAGUAACUAGUUGGUACUGGUUGAUCCCUACACGGCAACGGUAUGUUGAACUUAUGGAGCAUAGUUCAAUUUUUGUUGCUCUGCUUAUUUUGAUAUUAGGUACUUAGAUAGGUGGCUCCUGUGUUUGUCAGCUACCCUGAGAUUGCUGGGUUCUUGUCUCAAAAAGAAGAUGAUCUGGCUUUAUAUAGCUUGUUCACUUGUAUAGUUGGUUUGUUACCAUCAUUUAUCAUGUCUUUCUGAUACAAAGGUAAAGGAAGAAAAUGAAAACUGAG